Pistacia vera is the source of this 2007-nucleotide messenger RNA. RefSeq names its product poly(A)-specific ribonuclease PARN-like. NCBI's taxonomy places the organism in Eukaryota, Viridiplantae, Streptophyta, Magnoliopsida, Sapindales, Anacardiaceae. Gene Ontology annotation, cellular component: cytoplasm. The coding region runs from base 1 to 1869 and encodes 622 amino acids. The transcript has 7 exons. The record is from RefSeq and is a predicted model, not a curated record. Gene Ontology annotation, molecular function: RNA binding; 3'-5'-RNA exonuclease activity.
AUGGUGCCCAACGCUCGGCUUCUCUCACAAAAACGCUUCUUCUCCACCAAGACCCUCCACAGAAACCACCUUCAAUGGCCCAUAAAACAAGUCACGAAGUCAAACUUCAACGACUCUCUUCCAGAAAUCAAACAUCACAUUGCCAACUCCCAUUUCAUAGCCCUCUCCUUACAGAACACCGGCUCCUUUUCCACGCCGUGGCACCGCCUCUCUGCCUUCGACACGCCCCACACGGCUUACUCCAAAGCCAAGUUCGCCGCCGAACGCUUUCAAAUACUUCAGUUCGCCGUCUGCCCCUUCAAGAUUGAAGCUCGCAAAGUCGUUGCCUUUCCGUACAACUUUCAUUUGUUCCCCAGAGAUGAACUCAAGCUCGGAAUGCCUUCUUAUAGUUUCACAUGUCAAACAUCGUCUCUAAAUUCCAUGGCGAAAGAGGGUUUUGAUUUUAAUGCUUGUAUAUAUGAUGGGAUAUCAUACUUAUCAAGAGCACAAGAGUCUUCAGCGAAAGUUCGGAUGGGGAAUCCUAUAAUUGUUGAUCAUGAGAAAUCUUCUUUUGCUCCUAUACCUGUCCCAACUGUUGCUGAUACCGUUUUUGUUGAAAGGAUUAGAUCACGUGUUAAACAUUGGAAAAAUGCAUGUACAGACUCGAGUGCAAAGACAGAUGCUGCAGAGGCUUUAGUGAUCUCCCUGAGAAAACUUGUCUUAGGGAGUGAACAGCACGGAUCUAGACCAUGCAUGACUAUUGAUGUUUGUAGUGAACGCCAAGUCCAGCUAGUACUAAAGAUGUUGGAAGAGUUCUCAGACCUUGUUCCUCUAUUAAUCCCUGCAAAGAGUGGAGGAACCCAGGCAGUUCGUGUUGUUUUGACAAGUUCUGAAGAGGACAGGGAUCUUUUAAAGAGGGAGCUUCAAGAUCUUGAAGUAGAACAAGAUAAGAGGGUCCGUGGAUUCCGAGAGGUGAUCGAUUUGAUUUGUGCUUCGCAGAAACCUGUUGUCUCCCACAAUUCCCUUAAUGAUUUUGCAUUUAUUCAUUCAAAAUUUCUAGCUCCUUUACCACCUAAUGUGGUUGAAUUUAUGUCUUCCUUACGCAUGGCUUUCCCUCAAGUACUUGAUGUCAACCAUCUGAUGACAGAUAUUGGUCCUGCAAGAACCAGUAUGUCUGCAAAUAUGUCUUAUCUAAAGAAUAGGUUCUUUGCUCCCAUAGAUAUGGAAAUUCCACACAAAGCUACUGAAAAUGAAAGCAACAUUCAUGGGCAUAAUGUGGUGAAAAUUUGUCAUUUGUUUGGGAAGCUAUGUUCCGUACUGAAUCUCACUCCUACUUCUAGUCGAUCCAGCAACCAUCAUCUGGCUUCAGCUUUUGAUGGAUAUGCAAACAUCUUCAAUCUUAGCUCUGACAGUUGUCAAGAACCAACUGAUGAAGACAUCAGAGUUUGGACCAACAACACACGGAAAGUAAGGUGUGAGGAUGUGGCUUUCUUGUGGGGAUUUCGCAAGAGGAUGUCUGCUGGAACGCUGAAAACCCUUCUCCGAGGGUCCAAUGAAGUUUUUGCCAAAGAAUUUGAUGUCAGAUUGGUGGAUAGGAGUUGUGCCAUGGUGGUAUUUUGGCAACCCAGUUUGCGUGAAACUUUUGUGGAUAUAAUGAACAGCGAAAAAAUUUCCGGAGCUUUAAAGGAAAUGGUUUCUGAAGGACUAAAAGCAACAGGUUAUGAGACCUAUAAACGGGUUUGCAGCUCAGGUUUAUGGGAGUUAGAAUUAGCUGACGCCUUGGACAAAGCUUUAGCUCUUCCUGACUCCAAUUUGGAAGAUGAUUAUGAAACAAAUACAUCAGAAAUUUAUUGGUCCAACGAUUUAAAAAUUAACUUGGAUGAUCUCUGACUCUUAGGUUACAGAACAUUUUUCCUUUGUAUACUUCAGAUUGUUAUUUGUAGUAAUGAAGCUUUAUAUUGGACUGUUUUUGUAUCCCAUUUUAUAAUUUGUUUUUCAUAUAGAAUUAUGAAAUGUACAAUUAUAGGU